This is a messenger RNA of Zingiber officinale, 1521 nucleotides long. Its product is annotated as receptor protein kinase TMK1-like. The record is from RefSeq and is a predicted model, not a curated record. Bases 1 to 1521 code for a protein of 506 amino acids. The transcript has 3 exons. Gene Ontology annotation, molecular function: protein binding. Lineage: Eukaryota; Viridiplantae; Streptophyta; Magnoliopsida; Zingiberales; Zingiberaceae.
AUGGCCGAGACGAGGAAUUGCACUCCCUACGCCGCCUUGGUCUUCUUCUUCCUCUUCUACUUACUUGUGAUAGAUCUAUGCUGUCAAUGUCGUGGUGAAAAUACAGAUGAUACAACCAUGUAUGAACUGACACGGUCCCUCUAUGGGGUUCCUUCCAACUGGAAGCCCCAGUUAGAUCCUUGCACCUGGGAUGAUGCUAUUUGCUCCCGCGACCGCGUAAUUGCAAUAAAUCUUGCUCAGAGCGGUAUUUCCGGAAGCCUUUCACCAACACAUGGAAAUCUUACCUCACUCACGUCUCUUCAACUGGAGUUCAACAACAUUUGCGGCCCUCUACCUCGCCUCAGCAAACUCUCCUCGCUCCGGAAGAUAUACCUCCAAGCCAAUUCCUUUGAUUCCAUCCCAAGUGGAUUUUUCAUCGGACUCUCCUCCCUCCAAGAGAUCUCUUUAGAUGAUCUCCCUCUCACCACUUGGAGCCUCUCCCAGGACAUCACUUCCGCAACUAGACUCGUCUACUUUUCCGCCAUCAACGCUUACCACACAGGCUUGAUUCCCGACUUCCUUGGCUCCUUAUCGAGCCUCGACAUUCUCCAUCUCUCUUACAACUUGCUCACCAGCCCCCUCCCGAGCUCCUUCGUCGGCUCCAUCCUCACGAAACUCUUCCUUGAUCACCAGCAAUCUCGUGACAAGAUCUCCGACUGGCCAAUUCCUGAUCUAUCCAACCUCAAGGUCCUUGAAUCCUUCGAGGUCCAUGGCAACUCCCUCAUGGGCAUUAUGCCGCAAUCUCUCGCUGCCUGCCUUUGCCUUAGGAUUGUGAACCUCUCUAACAACAUGUUACAGGGCCCUCUUCCGUCGUUCACCAUCAAAUCCUUCAUUCAGUUGUUAUUAAGCAACAAUAAUCUCACCGGAACAAUCCCUGAUAGCUUGGCUCAGAUCCAUAUUCUCAAAAUAUUAGAUGUCACUAAUAACAACCUCAGUCGGGAUAUGCCAAAAUUUCAUAGCUCUGUUAAGGUUGAAACUGAUGGAAAUCCCAAUCUUUGUAACAACUCUGACUCAAGAGGUGAAAUAUCUUCUCCAACAAGUGGGGCACCUAGUCCUCUAGACAAACUCUCAAUUGUGGGUAUCAUCAUAGCUGGGGUGGUUCGUAUAGCUUGUUCAGUAGGACUUUUACUGUAUCACCUCAUAAAGAAGAACAAGAAGAAAUUUGAACUUAGCAUUGAGAAUGUAAAUGCAUACCGUGAUGAACCUAAAAGCUUGCAUAUGUCUAUUCAAGCAUUGAAAAUGACCACAAAUAAUUUCAGUGAGGAUUUUAUAUUGGAUAAGGGCGGUUUUGGAAUCAUUUACAAAGGAAAUCUCAGUGGAACAUUAAUUACUGUGAAGAAAAGUAUAUCUGAUUUCAUGGGUCAAAAUGGCCAACAAGAGUUCAAAAAAGAGAUUGAUGUUCUUAAAAAGCGCCGACGCCACAGAAGCCUCGUUCCUUUGCUCGUCGCCCUCGGCGUGGGGAUCCCGUUCGCCGGACAUUGA